CGUGCCAAGACAGCCUCCCGGAACCAGUGGCAGCAGCAGCAGCAGCAGCAACAGCGGGCUCGGGAUCAUCUAGCAGCAAUUCAAUUGCCCGCUUGCCAGCAACCCCAGCAGCAGCAACAGCAGCAGCAGCAGAGUCGCUGCCAGCAGCAGGGUCACCAGCAGCGAUAGCAGCAGCGGCAGCCCCCCAAGAAACAGCAGCAGCGAGCAGCCCAGCAGCAGCAGCAGCAGCAGCAGCAGCAGCGGAUUCGUGCGCAGCUCAGCUGCUGCUGCGGGGCCGGCGGGGACUGCUGCCGCAUCUAAAGGCCUCAAAGAUUAGUCCCUUAAGUCAAUUCAAUUGCUGUUUGCUGCUGCAGCAAAUUGAUGCUUUAUGGCACGCGCUGCAGCAGAAAAGGUACAAGGGGCUUCUCAAGAGGAAGCAGCAGCAGCUGCUCGCAGUUGCCAGGAGGCUUCAGGCUGACGGCGUCUCUCCGCGGCUGCUGCUGGAAGAAGGGGCUUUUGAGCGCUUCGGUUUGCUGCGGGAUUUACCCCACACGAAUUUCGUGCCUCUUUACCUGCACAGGCACUCCAAGUCUUGGCAGCCCCCUGAAGCUGCUGCUGCUGCGGCUGCUACAGCUGCUGCUGCAGCAGCAGCAGCAGCAGUUGCUGCUGCUGCUGCUGCUGGGGGAUCACCUGACAAGCAGAACGCAGCAGAACUAGCUGCGAAGGCAGCAGAGGCUAGGGCUGCGCUGCGCAGCGCGGCCAUUCAAAGGCUACAGGAGCUGGGGCUGGUGUCUGCUGAAGGCGAACUUGAGCUGAUGCAGCUGCGGGCAAUGCAAGCAGCACUGCAGCAGCAGCAGCUGCCGCGGCUGCUGUCGGUUUCGGAGCAGCAGCAGCUGCUGCAGCAGCAGCGGCUACGGCCCAAGUCCCGCUUCGCCCGAAUAAUGGCCCGGGUGACUAGCCACGCCCGUGCUGCAGCAGCAAGCAUGACGCUGCCGCUGCUGGGCCCCAAGAGCCGCAGAAAAGCAGCAGCAGCAGCAGCAACUGCUGCUGCUGCUGCUGCUGCUACCCUCGAAGACACGGAGGUCUUCACGGCUCCCUCCGAAGUGUCUAUAGGCGGCCGCAUCUGGACGCCGCCAGAGCAGCAGCAGCAGCAACAGCCGCAGCAGAAGCAGCAGCAACAGGAGAUGAAACAGCCGGCGGGACGCGCACUGGGGAGCGCAGCAAAGCGGAUGCAGAAGCGGCGGCUGCUGCAGCAACAGAUGCAGCAGCAGCAGCAGCAGGAGCAGCGGGAAAGAGAGCGGCUGCUGCAGCUAGCAGCAGAUGCAGGAGCAGUUUUUGAUACCUUGGCAAAAGCAGAUUAUCCCGACUAUAAACCCAUAACGGACUUUGCUGAACUAGAGUCGUACGUGGAAGCAGAGUACAGAAGCCACUCGCUGCAGAGAGACUUAAAGAAGUCCUUAGAGGAGUUGCUGCAGUCGCCCGCAGCCUUGCAGCUGCCGCAGCAGCAGCAGCAGCAGCGCAGAGGCAAGGCACUGGCCUUUUUAACAGCAUGGAUGCAGCUCUCGAAGCGGCGGCGCCGCCGGCUACUGCUGCAGGAGCUGCGGGAGCAGCAGCUACAGCUGCAGCAGCAGCAGCAGCCGCAGCAACAAAGGCGAAGGCGGCAGCAGCAGCAGCAGCUGGAAGCAGCAGGAGACCCUCGCCGCCUCCUCAGGGGGCUGCGCAGAAAGUUCGAGUUGGGCUUGCUGCCGCUGCAGCCACACUCUGCUGCAGCUCCUGCUGCAGCUGCUGCUGCAGCUCCUGCUGCAGCACCUGCUGCAGCUCCUGCUGCAGCUCCCGUUGCAGCACCUGCUGCAGUUCCCGCUGCAGCUCCUGCUACAGUUCCUACUGCUCCUCCUGCUGCAGGUUCUGCUGCAGCUAGCCAGCUGGCAUCAGCAGCUAACCAACAAACAGUAGCAGCCGCUAGCCAGCCAGCAGGAGCAGCAGGUAGCCAGCCAGCUGCUGCAGCUAGCUCUGCGUCUGCUACAGCUAGCCAGGCGAAAUUAGGGGCUGUGCUUCUCUCUGCAAAUGGAGGCAGCAAAUCCUUGGGAUUUGCUGCUGUGCCUUUUGCUGCUGCCUCUCCUCACGGCCCUACGCAGCUCCCGCUGCAGCAGUCGCUCUUCAGCAGCAGCAGCAGCAGCAGCAACAUGACGCGGCGGUUCGCCACCCCACAAGGGGCCUUGCCAGCGCCCUUCGUGAAACAGCUGCCCAACAGGCAUUUGCAGCAGCUGCUGCAGCUUUCCCCCAAUCCGCAGCAGCAGCAGCAGCAGCAGCAGCACGAACCAGAGGAGACUACGCAGGAGCUUGAGCCUGAGGCGGAGCCGUGGGAUGGCCGCAGGGCGCCGCCGGGCCGUUUUUGUCUUCGCCUUUUUUUUGAUAUUGGAUAUGAAGAAGAAGCAGUUGUUAAUGCCCUUGUCAAACACAUAAAGGAGCUGACCAGAGAAGACGCGAAGUCUGUUUGGCUCGGUUUGCAGCGCCGUGGGCAAAUCGAAGUUGGAAAAUUUCCUGAUCCGGUGGUAGCGUCUGCUGCAGCAGAUUUGCUGCAGGCCGAAGCAGGAGUCUACAGCGAGGUGGCUGCUCUUCCAGAUAAGAACUAA
This is a messenger RNA of Eimeria tenella, 2612 nucleotides long. RefSeq lists its product as uncharacterized. The annotation marks the transcript as partial. Gene Ontology annotation, biological process: translation. NCBI's taxonomy places the organism in Eukaryota, Apicomplexa, Conoidasida, Eucoccidiorida, Eimeriidae. The transcript is spliced from 8 exons. Gene Ontology annotation, molecular function: structural constituent of ribosome. The record is from RefSeq and is a predicted model, not a curated record. Gene Ontology annotation, cellular component: ribosome.